AUGCCUCCUAAGAAGCAACCAGAGAAAUCGGGGUCCUCAGGAUCGAAGCCGGCUGAAAAGAAGCCAGCUUCUGCCAAAACCCCUGCUGCAGCGCCAAAGGUUGCAACAUCAUCGGCAAGCUCUGCUAAGCCUGCAUCUGCCAAAACUCCUGCUCCAGCUCCCAAAGCUGCUGCCUCCAAAUCGGCACCUAGUGCUGCUAAACCUGCGCCAGCUAAAGCAGCUGCGGCUAAACCAGCUGAAAAGAAAUCCGCAGCUCCUUCUGCUAAACCCGGCUCUGCAAAGGCUGCAGCAUUGAAAACUAAAUCAAGUGCAAAGCCUUCAGUUAAGAAAGCAGCAGCAGGCAAGAUUACCAAACCUAAACCCGCAGCUGCAAAGUUAAAGAUUGCACCCAAGCCCAAGAAGACUGGCAUUAAGGGACAAAAGAAAGUUGUGAAACCAGUAGUUAAGGCCCUUAAAGCUCAAAGAAAGGUUGUCAAAGGUGAACAUGGAAAAAGGAUUCGUAAAAUCCGCACUUCUGUGCAUUUCCGUAGGCCAAAGACCUUUGAAGCACCAAGGCACCCCAAGUAUCCUAGGAAGUCAUUACCUAAAAGGAAUCGUAUGGAUGCCUACAACAUCAUUAAGUACCCCUUGACUUCUGAAGCUGCAAUGAAGAAAAUUGAAGACAACAAUACUUUGGUAUUUAUUGUACACACCAGCUCUAACAAACAUCAUAUUAAGGCCGCAGUCAAGAAACUAUAUGAUAUCAAUGUUGCAAAAGUGAACACGCUGAUCAGACCUGAUGGUAAGAAGAAGGCGUACGUGCGGUUAGCGCGAGACUACGACGCUUUGGACGUAGCAAACAAGAUUGGAAUCAUAUAA
Leptosia nina is the source of this 858-nucleotide messenger RNA. The record is from the annotation of a GenBank genome assembly. Lineage: Eukaryota; Metazoa; Arthropoda; Insecta; Lepidoptera; Pieridae.